GGUAACUUUCCAAAGGACCACCAACAAUAGAGGGAUAUGUUUGGUCCAUGCGUCAGUUGCAUGAAGCCGCCUGCCUAAUUCGAACUAUUUGUCUUCCUUUCCGCGGCAACCGCGGUGUCUCCGACCUCCGCAGAGAAAAGACGGCAUUUGGGUGCUGAGCAAUAUCUAAUCUCAAAUGGCUCUCAGUGGCGGUGAAUUUUCUUUGAGGAUAGAGGAUUUUCUUCAACAGGCGGGUGGAUGUGCCGUUAUUGAUGGGGGCCUCGCGACAGAGCUAGAACGCCAUGGAGCAGAUCUUAAUGACCCUCUCUGGAGUGCGAAGUGUCUGAUUAGCUCUCCCCAUCUCAUUCGUCAGGUUCAUCUAGACUAUCUUGAAGCUGGAGCAGACGUGUUAAUCACAGCAUCUUAUCAGGCUACGAUUCAAGGCUUCGAGUCCAAAGGCUUAUCGAAGGUGGAAGCUGAAGCAUUACUUGAGAAGAGCGUCCAAAUAGCAUGCGAAGCACGUGAUGAAUUUAUGCGGAGAUGUAUCUCAGGAGUAUAUGAAGCAAAUGGGAAUCAGCAUACACCAAAACCGCACCAUAUCUUAGUUGCAGCCUCUGUAGGAAGCUAUGGAGCUUAUUUAGCUGAUGGUUCUGAAUAUAGUGGCCAAUAUGGGGACAGUAUUACAUUAGAAGUCCUGAAGGAUUUUCAUAGGAGAAGGGUUCAAGUUCUUGCAAAUUCUGGUGCUGAUCUAAUUGCAUUUGAAACUAUCCCAAACAAGAUUGAAGCUCAGGCUUAUGUUGAACUGCUUGAAGAAGGUGAUGUAAAAAUUCCAGCUUGGUUGUCCUUCAACUCGAAGGAUGGUGUAAAUGUAGUGAGUGGAGACUCUUUGGCUGAAUGUAUCUCUAUUGGUGAUUCAUGCCAGAAAGUGGUUGCUGUUGGCAUCAAUUGUACGCCUCCUAGAUUCAUUCAUGAUUUGAUUAUCUCUGUCGAGAAGGUUACCAAGAAACCUGUUCUUAUCUACCCAAACAGUGGGGAGAUGUAUGAUCCAGAGAAAAAGCAAUGGGUGGAAUCGACUGGGGUAUCAGAUGAUGAUUUUGUACCGUAUGUGUGUAAUUGGCGUGAAGCAGGAGCUUCCCUUAUCGGUGGUUGCUGUAGGACGACUCCUAAUACAAUUAGAGCCAUCUGUAGAGCUCUGAACAAGUGAUUUUGCUGUGUUUACCUGCAUAGUUGUAGGAUGGAUAUGAUUUCCACGACUCAAUAGGUUGUCGGCUGACACUUGAUAUUUAAAAGCUUAAACUAGGAGAUUUUUGUUUUUCUUUCCCCCUGCUUGUGUACUCUAAUAAAGGAAAAAAGAGGAAAGUAGUGGAGAGAUUGUUUUGGCAGGCUAAGAUUGGCAAGAUUUGGCUUUUUUAGUUUUA
Molecule: messenger RNA, 1397 nt
Organism: Nymphaea colorata (pocket water lily)
Lineage: Eukaryota; Viridiplantae; Streptophyta; Magnoliopsida; Nymphaeales; Nymphaeaceae
Product: homocysteine S-methyltransferase 2-like
Exons: 7
Coding region: 176-1183 (335 amino acids)
Biological process (GO): S-methylmethionine cycle
Molecular function (GO): zinc ion binding; S-adenosylmethionine-homocysteine S-methyltransferase activity
Source: RefSeq, a predicted model, not a curated record